This is a messenger RNA of Salvelinus fontinalis (brook trout), 5169 nucleotides long. RefSeq names its product zinc finger protein 883-like. The record is from RefSeq and is a predicted model, not a curated record. The transcript has 3 exons. Gene Ontology annotation, biological process: regulation of transcription by RNA polymerase II. Gene Ontology annotation, molecular function: RNA polymerase II cis-regulatory region sequence-specific DNA binding; DNA-binding transcription factor activity, RNA polymerase II-specific. The coding region runs from base 240 to 2090 and encodes 616 amino acids. NCBI's taxonomy places the organism in Eukaryota, Metazoa, Chordata, Actinopteri, Salmoniformes, Salmonidae. Gene Ontology annotation, cellular component: nucleus.
AACAUCUCGUCAACCACCUCGGUAGCUUGCUAGCCAACAUAGCCGAAAGAUUCAAGCUAUUUAUACGCUUUCGGUGUAAAUUAGCUACGGUGUUUUAGACACACUUCUGUCGUAUCUACUUGUUAACCUAUUUAAUUUAAUACUUACGUUAUUUUGUAUUAGUCAGCUAUAGUAGCUGGCUGGUUUAGUUAGCACUAGCCUAGUCGCUAAUGAUAGCUAGCUAGCUAACAUCCCCGAACAUGAGCUCCCUAAACUUCUCCCCUCUUGUUAAAGAAGAGGCUGUCUGCUGGACGGAGAAAGAAGCUCUGGGGCUGAACAUUGUCGUGAAAGAGGAGAAGGAAGAAGAGGAUGUCACAGUAAAAGAAGAAGUAGAUGGUGAGGCUGUUACGGUGAAAGAAGAGGAAGAUACGUUCAGAGUAAAAGAGAAGGGGGAGUAUGUUAUGGUGAAAGAAGAAGAGGAGGAGGAUGUCGUUUUUGGAGUGAAGAAGGAAGGGGAGAUUACUGUCACAUUGGAAGAUGAAGAGGAGGAGAUAGGAGAUCUGAUUAACACCAGAGAAAGAGCAGACUCUCAAUAUGACAGCAGGAAGAGUCCUUCAGGGGAACCAGACCCAGAGACGCCCCAACCAGCGAGACAACACCACUGCUCCCACUGUGAAAAGAGUUUUCGCUGGUUAGGGAACUUAAAACGCCAUGAGAGGACUCACACAGGAGAAAAGCCAUACCACUGCUUCCAAUGUGAAAAGAGAUUUUCCGGAUCAGGGGACUUAAAAUCUCACGAGAGAACACACACAGGAGAAAAGCCUUUCCAAUGUUCCCACUGUGGAAUGAGUUUUAUUCAGUUAGGAAGCCUGAAGGAGCAUGAGUGGACGCACACAGGAGAAAAGCCUUACCACUGUUCCCAGUGUGGAAAGAGUUUUACUGUGUUAAAUAACCUGAAACGGCAUGAGAGAAUACACACAGGAGAAAAGCCAUUCCAGUGUUCCCAUUGUGGAAAGAGUUUUAUUCAGAGAGGGCACCUACAAGAGCAUGAGAGAAUACACACAGGAGAAAAGCCUUACCACUGCUCCCAGUGUAAAAAUAGCUUUUCACGAGUAGGGGACCUAAAAGCUCAUGAGAGGACACACACAGGAUUAAAGCCUUACCGCUGCUUCUUAUGUGAAAAGAGAUUUUCCCGAUCAGGGGACCUAAAAGCUCAUGAGAGGAUCCACACAGGAGAAAAGCCUUUCCAAUGUUCCCAGUGUGGAAAGAGUUUUACCCUGUUAGCUAACCUGAGAAGGCAUGAGAGAAUACACACAGGUGCAAAGCCUCAUCAUUGUUCCCACUGUGGAAUGAGUUUUAUUCAGUUAGCAAGCCUGAAGGCACAUGAGUGGACGCACACAGAAGAAAAGCCUUUCCAGUGUUCCCAGUGUAGAAAGAUUUUUACCCUGUUAGCUAACCUGAAAAGGCAUGAGAGAAUACACACAGGAGAAAAGCCUUAUCACUGCUUUCAGUGUGAAAAGAGAUUUUCCCGAUCAGGGGACCUAAAAGCUCAUGAGUGGACACACACAGGAGAAGAACCUUUCCAUUGUUCCCAGUGUAGAAAGCGGUUUACUGUGUUAGCUAACCUGAAAAGGCAUGAGAGAAUACACACAGGAGAAAAGCCUCAUCACUGUUCCCACUGUGGAAUGAGUUUUAUUCAGUCAAGGAGCCUGAAGGAGCAUGAGUGGGGACACACAGGAGAAAAGCCUUUCCAAUGUUCCCAGUGUGGAAAGAGUUUUAUUGUGUUAAGUAACCUAAAAAGGCAUGAGAGAAUACACACAGGAGAAAAGCCAUUCCAAUGUUCCCAUUGUGGAAACAGUUUUACUCAGAGAGGGCACCUAAAAGAGCAUGAGAGAAUACACACAGGAGAAAAGCCGUACCACUGCUCCCAGUGUAAAAAUAGGUUUUCCCGAGUAGGGGACCUAAAAGCUCAUGAGAGGACACACACAGGAGAAAAGCCUUUCCAAUGUUCCCAGUGUAGAAAGAGUUUUACCGUGUUAGCUACUCUGAAAAGGCAUGAGAGAAUACACACAGAAGAAAAGCCGUGCACCGAAGACGUGGAUGUCGAUUAAGGCAGUCCCCCCCACCUCUCUGAUUCAGAGGCGUUGGGUUAAAUGCGGAAGACACAUGUCAGUUGAAUGCAUUCAGUUGUACAGCUGACUAGGUAUCUCCCUUUCCCAUUCCCUAUUAUAGAGCUCUGCUCAGCCUAUAAACAUGAAAGCAAGGUUAGAUUUUAUGUUCUACAUUAUUAUUAUUAUUAUUAUUAUUAGGGCAGCCACCAAGUUAUGAAAAUUAUGGUAUGUUCUGAAAACUGACUUCAGGUUUUUGAGGAUUCUAGCCUUGCAGAAAGACAGUUUUAUUUUAUGGAGGUUUAAUUCAGUUCUCUUUUUAGUAUUUAACUAAAUACUCUAUCUUUGGUAGGAGAGGGACCAGACUUAUCACUGUUCCCACUGUGGAAUGAGUUCUCUUCAGUUAGGGAGCCGGAAGAAGCAUGAGUAGACAAACACAGGAGAAACGCCUUACCACUGCUCCCAGCGUAAAAACAGAUUUAAACGAGUAGGAGACCUUAAAGCUCAUGAGAUAAUACACACAGGAGAAAAGCCUUUCCAAUGCUCCCAGUGUGGAAAGAGUUUUAUCUGGUUAAGGAGCCUGAGCGAGCAUGAGAGAAUACACACUGAAAAAGCCCUAUCACUGCUCUCUCUCUGUGUGGAAGGACAUUUUCCAAGUCAGAGAACCUGACAUCUCAUGAAAGAAUAGAAAGGCUGUAUUCUGACUUGUAUUUUUUACUGAGAAUUUGUGUUUUUGUUUUGUGCCACAUAAAAUCAUAUUGUUUAGGAUUAUACCUGUCUAUAUAAGGUCCCACAGUUGACAGUGCAUGUCAGAGCAAAUUCCAAGCCAUGAGGUCGAAGAAAUUGUCCGUAGAGCUGAGACAGGAUUGUGUCGAGGCACAGAUCUGGGGAAGGGUACCAAAAAAUGUCUGCAGAAUUGAAGGUCCCCAAGAACACAGUGGGGUCAUUCUUAAAUGGUAGAGUGGCCAGACGGAAGCCACUCCUCAGUAGAAGGCACAUGACAGCCCACUUGGAGUUUGCCAAAAGGCACCUAAAGACUCUUAGACCAUGAGAAACAAGAUUCUCUGGUCUGAAUAAACCAAGUUUGAACUCUUUGGCCUGACUGCCAAGCGGCUCGCCUGGCGUAAAGCGUGGUGGUGGCAGCAUUAUGCUGUGGGGAUGUUUUUCAGCGGCAGGGACUGGUAAACUAGUCAGGAUCAAGGGAAAGAUGAACAGAGUGCAGAAAGAUCCUUGAUGAAAACCUGCUACAGAGCGCUCAGGACCUCAGACUGGGGUGAAGGUUCACCUUCCAACAGGACAACGACCCUAAGCACACAGCCAAGACAACGCAGGAGUUGCUUUGGGAGAAGUAUCUGAAUGACCUUAAGUAGCCCAGCCAGAGCCCGGACUUGAACCCGAUCGGAGACCUGAAAAUAGCUGUGCAGCGACGCUCCCCAUCCAACCGGACAAAGCUUGAGAGGAUCAGCAGAGAAGAAUGGGAGAAACUCCCCAAAUACAGGUGUGCCAAGCUUGUAGCGUCAUACUCCAGAAGACUCGAGGAUGUAAUCGCUGCCAAAGGUGUUUCAACAAAGAGAGAUACUUAACUAUCGUGGAUCCUCUGGGGAGCCUCAACAACCUCAUGAUGCAGGCGAGGCAGAGAAGAGUCUCUCCAGAUCAGAACACCUCAAGACACACCUGCAGAGAACCACAGGGAAUAAAUUUCAUUGCUGCUCUGACUGUGGGAAGAGAUUCACCUCAGCAGGCAUUACAAUUCAUCAGAGAAUCCACACAGGAGAGAAACAUUAUAGCUGUGAUCAAUGUGGGAAGAGAUAUCUUACAUGUAGCAGUCUGACUAAACACCAGAGAACACACACAGGAGAAAAAUCAUAUAACUGUAACCAAUGUGUGAAGACUUUUAGUCAGUCAUUCAGCCUGAUAUCACACUGGAGAACACACACAGGAGAGAAGCCUUAUAGCUGUGAUCAAUGUGACAAGAGAUACUCUCGUAAAAGAUCUCUGAUCAAACAUCAGAAAAAAACAUACAUGAAGGAGUUGCUUCACGAUAUCAAUGAAAUAAAAUCUCACAAUGUAGAAUGUUUUGACAUUGUAGAAGGAGUAUUUUAAUAAUGUCACAAUGUAGAACCCUAAACGUUUGCCCCCUGUUCAAUUGAUUUCAUCAUGAUAUGGAUAUUAGCCCCAUGGAAAAAUCUAGAGUCUGAAUUGAAAAUUAGUACUAUUUAUGUGAUUUAACAAAAAGUGACUAACAAAAAAAGAGUUGCGUUACACCUCCCACGUUGGCGAUCCACUUGAAUCAAGGGAUGUACAAAUGAUUCCCAGAUUCCGUGUGUUUUUUGAGCUGUUAGUUUUAGCAGGACGUGCAACCUCAUCUCCCUCCUCUCGGCACAAUUGAUUUCAACGUGAUAUCGAUGAGAGAUGACAAAUAAAUGUUGCGUUCCUUUGUUUAGCGACCCCUACAUUUAAAUGUAUCACUCCAAAAUGUAGCUGACUGUCUUCUGCAGGUUGUCCUCUAACCAGUGAGGUAAAAGAUAUCUCCCAUUUCCAUGUUUUUUUUUUUAGUUGUUAGUUUCAACAGCACGUAGAACUGAUUUCCCUCCUAAUCGAUAUCAGUGAUUUAUUGCUACUUGUCAAAACAACAAAGUUUUUGGUGCUUGUGCAGUUUAUAAGGUGCUUGUUUUAAAAAUACAAGUAAUGUGAUUAUUGUGGCAGAUGUUUGUGUAUAUAGCACAUUUUAUGUUUAGGUUUUGAAUAUAUCAAACUGUUUCUGCAUAUUGGUUAUUGAUUUGGACAUGUUAAAACUGUGUUUUUACAUUGGGGCUAUCCCACCUAGCAACAUGUCAUUGAAAAGAAGACUAUGCCCGAAGUCCAAUAUAGUUGAAAGUGAAAGUUGAAAAGAUGUAUUUUCGGGUCGUUUUGUCAAUGACUUGAAAACAACUUAAUUUCAAUGUACUUGGAGCCUAUACACAUGGACGCAGUAUAAUAAAUUGGUCUGUAAUCAAUUUUAUUGACAAUCUUCCAUCACUCCAGUAUUUCUUUACAACAUUCAAGUGCUAAUUGUCUUUAUUCCACUACUGAAGAAGCAUGA